This is a messenger RNA of Klebsormidium nitens, 463 nucleotides long. The record is from the annotation of a GenBank genome assembly. Lineage: Eukaryota; Viridiplantae; Streptophyta; Klebsormidiophyceae; Klebsormidiales; Klebsormidiaceae.
CUUCUGAACCCUAGCAAGGCCAUCCUCAGAGGCGCCUCUGUUGCACCAUGUCGUCCUACGUGUUCAUCUGCGACCACAAGGGCGAUAACUGGACCGCCAAGCGGUUCUCCAAGGACGAGGAUGCGGAGCCACUCGAGGCGGAGGCCUCCAGCACAUAUGAGCUGCAGAAGAAGUUGAGCGACCUUGCGAAGGCGCAGGGCGCCACCGGGGGGGUGCAGCUUUCUUUCUCGUUCGUCACGCAGACGAAGGCCCUCUGCCAGGUCAUCAUCGGCGGUGCCGCAGCCAGCAGUGGGGGCGGUGGCGGCGGCGGAGGCGCCUCGAGCGGUGGAGGCGGCGGCGGGGGAGGCGGCGCUGCUGAGGAGGAGAAGAAGGAAGAGAAGAAGGAGGAGGAGGAAGAGGAGGACGAGGACAUGGGCUUCUCAUUGUUCGACUAAAUUUGAAAACUAAAGAUUUUUGUGUCCCC